Molecule: messenger RNA, 1279 nt
Organism: Dama dama (fallow deer)
Lineage: Eukaryota; Metazoa; Chordata; Mammalia; Artiodactyla; Cervidae
Gene: HSPB7
Product: heat shock protein family B (small) member 7
Exons: 3
Coding region: 91-606 (171 amino acids)
Biological process (GO): heart development
Cellular component (GO): cytoplasm; nucleus
Source: RefSeq, a predicted model, not a curated record
GCGGCCGGGGCCCGGCAGCUCCCCGAACCCGCUGCCCCCCGUGCUGCCUGCCCGCCCAGCCCGCCGGCCGGGGCCUGCCGCCACCCGUGGAUGAGCCACAGGACCUCCUCCACCUUCAGAGCGGAGCGGAGCUUCCAUUCCUCCUCCUCCUCCUCCUCCUCCUCCUCGGCCUCCCACAGCCUCCCGGCUCAGGACCCACCCAUGGAGAAGGCCUUGAGCAUGUUCUCCGAGGAUUUUGGCAGCUUCAUGCGGCCCCACUCGGAGCCCCUGGCCUUUCCAGCGCUCCCCACGGCCCGCGCCGGGGGACCGGGCAACAUCAAGACCCUGGGAGACGCCUACGAGUUUGCUGUGGACGUGAGUGACUUCUCACCUGAAGACAUCAUCGUCACCACCUCCAACAACCACAUCGAGGUGCGGGCUGAGAAGCUGGCAGCCGACGGCACCGUCAUGAACACCUUCGCUCACAAGUGCCAGCUGCCGGAGGACGUGGACCCCACGUCGGUGACCUCGGCCCUGCGGGAGGACGGCAGCCUCACCAUCCGGGCCAGGCGCCAGCCCCCCACGGAGCACGUGCAGCAGACCUUCCGGACAGAGAUCAAGAUCUGAGGGCAGCCCCGCCCCACCCCCCACUGCCCCGUGUCACGUUCUCCCCCUCCGGCCAGCCAGAGUGGCUCUCCUGAUCCCCUCGUGUCAGCUCUGGGGACGUCUCAGCCCAGGUUCCCGGGCUGAGACCCCACCCCACCCCAGACCCCAGGUGGGUCAUCCCCACCCCCAAAUGAGGGCUUCUGCUCUACCCAGGGCAGGCUGGGGACACCCCUGCCUCACUCGUGGCCCCCAGAUUGCAGAUACGGCCUUAAUCCAGAACAAAGGGUUUGGGAUGGGAACAGGAGAUCCCAGAGAACCCGGUUUGGAGAAGGGGGUUGGGACAGGCAAUCUGGGCAAAUAAUCUGCAGGACAGACAGACAUAUUCUUUCAUCUUUGGAGUCGCUGCAGGGUAGGGGAACUGGGUAUCCGGGACCCCCUUGGCCAAGGGGAGCAGGAGGGCGGAGGGAGGUCGCUGACAGAGGCGCCCAUGAAACCCAACUGCCAGGCACGGAGAGGCAGGAGACAGCCCUGAGGGUCGGUUUCCCCGCGGCCGUUCUCCAAGCCCGGAGCCCGCUGCUAGGCUGCCCGCUCACGAGGUGCCCCAUCCAGCCUGCUGCCCCCGGGCAGGGCCAUGUUGUGUCUGUAUAUAGAUGGGGUUUUUCCAAUACAGCUGGUUCGUGACAAACUGUGUGAA